This is a messenger RNA of Owenia fusiformis, 1983 nucleotides long. The record is from the annotation of a GenBank genome assembly. Lineage: Eukaryota; Metazoa; Annelida; Polychaeta; Sabellida; Oweniidae.
CGAGAAUUCACUUUUUUGAAAAAAACAAAAAAUCAAAAUUCUAAAUGUUUUGAACAAUUAUAUGUGAAAAAUCGCAUCAUAGUGAAGAAUAAUUGCAAUUAUUUCAAAGGAAGCUUUGUUUCGAUAUCAGACAGGGACUCUUCAGCUUGUAAAUGACAACAAAUUGAUUCAAAUGCAAUAAUAACUGUAAUGAGCUCUCCAGUGCUAGAUGCACACAGAAUUGACAGUUGUUUUUGGACUUAUCUGAGGGAAAGGAUUCUUUGCCCUUAGCACACAUGUAUAGAGUACGCUUAAUAAUGCGAAGUAUGGUACCUACACGGGGAGAACUAGGUAUUUUUGUAUUAUUACUCAUAGGCCUGCUGUUUUUCUGUGAGUUCCUCAUAUACUAUAUCGUGCUUCUACAGUGCACAUGGCCAUUGAUAGAUGGCUCUCAGAAUGGUGUGAUUAAAGCAAUGGUGCUAGCAGACACACAUUUACUAGGAUCAAGGCAGGGACAUUGGUUUGAUAAACUUAGAAGAGAGUGGCAAAUGGAAAGAACAUUCCAGACUUCCAUGUCAAUCCACAAUCCCACUGCGGUCUUCAUUUUAGGUGAUAUCUUAGAUGAAGGAAAGUGGUGUAGUGAUGCAGAAUUCACAGAGCACGUGCAGAGAUUCCAUAAGAUGUUCCGUCAUCCUUCCACCACACAACUCUUUGUUGCUAUAGGCAACCAUGACAUUGGGUUUCAUUUUGCAACCAAUAAGCAUAAAGUGCACAGGUUUACAGAGGGUUUUAACACAUCCUCAGUGGAACAUAUCACUAUAGAUGGCAGUAAUUUUAUACUCGUCAACAGUAUGGCGAUGGAGGGAGAUGGCUGCCAUAUGUGUCUGAAAGCAGAGUCUAAACUGAAAGAAAUCUCAAAGUCUUUGAAGUGUGCACAGGGUAGAAUAUCAACUGAAGAAUGUGAGAAAGAAAAAGCCAUACCAGAUUCCCAAGUCAUCAUUCUACAGCACUUCCCUUUGUAUCGUGACUCUGACCGCAAUUGUAGCGGAGAGGAUGCAGCGGAGGGGGGAGAGCGCUUCCACCACUUUAAACAGCGCUAUGACUGCCUCUCUGCUGAGUCUACCAACCAGCUAUUAGACUGGUUAGAUCCAAGACUUGUGUUGUCAGGCCACACUCAUCAUGGUUGCUAUACACUACAUAGAGACCACAUUCCUGAAUAUACUGUGCCUUCAUUUAGCUGGAGAAACAAGAACAAUCCCAGUUUUAUUUUGUUGACCGUGUCUAGUUCUGCAUUUGCUGUAAACAAGUGCUACAUGCCGAAGGAAAGCACGGUGGUCAACUUUUACAUUGGCGGAGGAACAUUAGCUGUACUUUGGCUCAUAUUCCCAAGACGAUUUACACACAUAUCAUGGGCUAGAAAAACACAUUGAAUAAAUAGUGCAAUAGAGGGUUGUGUAUAUAGGAACUUUUGCUCAAUAAAUUAUCAUUUUUUUAUAGUAAAUUUUCAAUCCUUGCGUGUUCCUUAGUAGAAUACAGAGUGACCUAAAAUAUAGAACUGCCCCAAAUUGUCAUACUUUAGCUCAAAAAGGGUGUGCGGUCACACCUAAUGUAUACCCUGCCUUUGAGAAUGCCCAUGUGUAAUAUAAAUACCCACAAUGACCCAAUUACAAAUAUUUGCUUUAUACCAUCAUGCAGUUUGGCAAGAGAAGUAACUAAAAGUAAAAAUAAAAUACAAACAAUACAACAUAAUUCAAUUCAAUACAAUAUAGUUCAAUACAAUACAUAACAAUAAGUAAAGACAUCCAUUAAUGACCUCCUGAAACAUAUGCCAUAUAGUUGAACUUGAAGCACAAUGAAUUGUCACCAUCAUGAAAAUUGUCAUUUGUAUAUUAUAAAGCAUCAGUCAAAGGUAUUAAAACAUACAUAAAGUAGUAAAGUUAUUUUAUUUCUGCAAGUAGUUAAGUGCAUUCAUUGCACAUAUCAUUAAAUAUAGAAAGUCUCACC